Molecule: messenger RNA, 324 nt
Organism: Lolium perenne
Lineage: Eukaryota; Viridiplantae; Streptophyta; Magnoliopsida; Poales; Poaceae
Source: RefSeq, a predicted model, not a curated record
AUGUCUUCUCCGCGGCUCACCACCACGUCGUCCGCGCCUCCGCCCGCCCCCUCGGUCGGCGCCACCACGGCGGGCUCACCGGUGGUCGCCACGAUGGCGGGCUCCGCCGCGCCGACGCCCAUCAUCUACAUGCCCGAGCAGAUGAGCGGGGUCAUCAACGACCUCGUCACCGCGGUCCAAGGCAUCCGCCUAUUCUUGAUCGGCUCCCAGGGGCCCCCGACGCCGCCACAGCCGGCCGUCUUCUUCGUGCCGGCGCCUGCGCCAUGGGUUCCGCCCUUCACGGACAUUCCGCUGCAGCCUCCACCGGCUUCGGCCCAGCCCUAG